CCCCCCCCUUAUCGGCCAGCACCAUGUCCGCCCCCCCUAAACCUGAGUUCGAUGCCUCUGCGACGACAACUUCGCUGGCCGCGUCCGUCGGCCUGGCCAAGUCGCUCGUAUCCUCCUGGUUCUCGGAUGUCGACCAGGCCAAGCCCACUUCGGCGUCCGAUGGCAAGGGCGCCUCGGCUGGCUCGAAACCCACCAAGCAGACCCGCUCUGGUAUCGGCGCCACUACCAGCGCCACCCUGCAGAAGGCUGUGGCCGAUUACGCUUCCAAUGCCUCACAGCGCCGCCUGGCUCGAGACCUGGCCCUGAUUGACAAGGCCCAUGUACAGGGGCCUGGCACCGAGGAUGGCGAGGAUGUCGGCGUGUCGGCACCGUCCAAGCGCCGGCGCCCGGCUGACGAUGAUGACGGCGACCAGAGCGAUGACUUCGACGAGGAAGACAGCCGCUCGCGUGUGGUGGCCAAGAUGCGGAUAGCUGCCGAGGCGCAGCUCCAGCAGAAGCAGCUUGGCGAGGCACCCGGCUCCAAGCAGAAGAUCCUGCCCGAUGGCACGGUUCUGUCGGUGGCCAAGCGCCGGCGUCUCCGGAAGAAGGCUGCCAAGGAGGGCCGCGCCUCCACCGAUGGCGGGGCCGCCCCCAGCGAGGUGGCUCCUGUGCCGACCGCCUCCACUGAGAAGCCUGUCGCCGAGGAGGAGCCCACCGCCACGCAGCCCGCCGCCACGCAGCCCGCUCCCGUGGCUGCCAAUGAUGCCACCGCGGAGAACACCGAUCCGUGGGCCACGAACUGGAGCGAUGCCUCCGGCGCUGAGAGCGACUCUGACGAGGAGUCCUCCCCGGCUGCUCCCACUGGCAACAGCCGCAUCCGCGUUCAGCCUCUGGAUCUAUCGCGCACACGUCUUCCGCGUGAGCUUCGCCCGAACCUCCACGCUGGCGAUGAUCGCCCGGAGAAGGAUAAGAACGCCAAGCCAGCCAAGUCUAAGCGGCGCAGCCGGCAGAAGAACCUCAAGAAGGAUACCCGGCCCGAUCAUCAGAAGCCCACCUAUCUUACCCCGGGAGCGGCUGACUACCGGCCCAUCCUUGGCCCGAAGAAGCGCGCUGACAAGGCGUCCGGGCCCAAGGACAAGAAGGACAACCUCAAGGUCUUCGACUGAGGAUGGCAUCUUGCUGCUGUUGCUGCUGCAUUGGCCUUCCGACUCUGCCAUAUCCCAUUUCCCUGUGCCAUAAAGAAAUAGACACAAGACCACGUUGCCUAGGCGUGUGCACAUUCGUA
Messenger RNA from Fonticula alba, 1264 nucleotides. RefSeq lists its product as hypothetical. Bases 24 to 1145 code for a protein of 373 amino acids. Lineage: Eukaryota; Rotosphaerida; Fonticulaceae. The record is from RefSeq and is a predicted model, not a curated record. The transcript has 4 exons.